Molecule: messenger RNA, 1036 nt
Organism: Gambusia affinis (western mosquitofish)
Lineage: Eukaryota; Metazoa; Chordata; Actinopteri; Cyprinodontiformes; Poeciliidae
Gene: fbxo2
Product: F-box protein 2
Exons: 6
Coding region: 192-719 (175 amino acids)
Biological process (GO): glycoprotein catabolic process; SCF-dependent proteasomal ubiquitin-dependent protein catabolic process
Cellular component (GO): SCF ubiquitin ligase complex; cytoplasm
Molecular function (GO): ubiquitin protein ligase activity
Source: RefSeq, a predicted model, not a curated record
ACUUUCUGCAGCUCUAGUAUUUCUGCCUUUGCUCCUCUGCACCUCUCUCUCCCUGUGUGCAGACCUGCAGUGUAUAAAAGCCUUUCUGAUGAGGCUGCUGCUCUGCAGAGGAAGACUAAAGGAUCCAGAGGAACCAGAAAAGAGUUUGUCAUCUUCUAGCUGCCUUGAAAACCCAUAUUUAUCCAGUAACCAUGGCUAGAAACCUGCUAAGGAAUCCCUGUGGAAAUGAGCAACUGGAAUCCUGGGAGCUGACAGAAAACGGUGGGAACCACUGGAGAGUGGAGGACAUGCCAGGAGACUGUGGUCAUGACUUCUGCAAUGAAGAAGUGACCAAAUAUUUUGCGACUUCCUUUGAGCUUUGCCUAAAAAGGCAGGUGAUCGACCUGAUAGAGGAGGGUUACAGCCCAGAGCAGCUGGACGCUCAGCCUCCUGUCACAGUGAAAGACUGGUACUGUGGCAGGACCGACUGUGGCUGCAUCUAUCAGAUGACAACCUGUCUGCUGGAUGAGAAUCAAAAGGUUCUGCAGGAAUAUAUUCAUGAUCCAGAGACUCUGGACCCCGAGGCAGACUCCUCAUGGAGACAGGUCACUCAUACAUUUAAUGACUACGGACCUGGAAUGCGUUUCAUCUCAUUUGAACAUGGAGGACGUGACAGCAGUUACUGGGAAGGCUGGUUUGGGGUUCGGGUCACUGGGAGCUCUGUGACGCUUGACGUCUGAACCAGAGGAGAAACAAGAGGAGAAGAAUGGAAACAAAUAUAGCCAAGAAUAAAACAUAAAAUUAUUAAUCUGAGUAUAUUUUAAAUACCGUAGCUAUUGCAGUAUUUUAAAGGUAGCUAUUUGAAAUCUUUGCUGCUUUUGGUCCAAGAAACUAACGUUCACACAAAUAGGCACCUUCACUUUGCUAACCUUUGUAUAUUCAACCCUCUGCUUGCUGGACUAACCUUAAAUUAGCCUCUUAGUACUCUUUGCACUAAUCAGCAAUCCUUCAAAUAUUAAUCACAGAAAUAAAAUAAACUAUUGUGUGCAAUCCAGAA